CCUGACCCUCUGUCUGGACAGUGCUGAUUGGCCCUGUGCUGAUCACAUGUACCCUCCCAAGGAAAAAAAAAAAAAAACUCUCUAGCAAUACACACCAAACUGAGCAUGUGCAGAGGUGUUUCCACACGGUAUGUCUUAUCAGGAGAUAAGAGCUGGACCCUGGAAGAAGGGGAGGAACAGAGAAGUCAGGAUGAAACAUCCUUUUUACACAAUGCAGAGGAUUAACCCUUUAGGUUCCAAAAUAGUUAAAAAAAAAAUAAAUUUUAAUUUAGCUAUAGAGUGAAUGCAGGGUCCUGGGUUUAGUAACACUU
Staurois parvus is the source of this 311-nucleotide messenger RNA. The record is from the annotation of a GenBank genome assembly. NCBI's taxonomy places the organism in Eukaryota, Metazoa, Chordata, Amphibia, Anura, Ranidae.